CAUCAUCCUACAAGAGAAGGACAAACUCCACGAGUAGCAGCUGAAAUCUGUGUGACUGUUAAAGAUGGAGUUUAUGAAAGAGGAGAUUGAAGACAUGAGUGAUCCAGAACCAUCCAGAAUAAAACAUAAAGAUGCUGAGCAACAAACAGACUGGAUGGAAGUGAAGCAAGAACAUAAACUGGAUGAAGUUAAGGAGGAACAUUGUGAUUUCAAAACUCAAAAAGAAAAAGCCAAAACACAGCACACCUGCUCUCAGUGUGCAAAGAGUUUUUCUCAAGCAUCAAAUCUCAGGAAUCAUCUGCGCAUUCACUCUGGAGAAAAACCAUUCAACUGUGAUCUGUGUGGUAAAGGUUUUCAUUCAUCAUCAGAUCUAAAAAAACACCUGAAAGUUCAUUCAGAUGAAAGACCUCACAUGUGUUCUGUCUGUGGAAAGAGUUUUUCAAGGCUGGAUCAUUUUAAACAGCACCAGAAAACACAUAAUGAAGUGAGAGAUCAUGUGUGUGACUGUGGGAAGAGCUUUACUACAUCGGGUGAACUGAAACUGCACCAAAGAACUCAUACUGGAGAAAAACCUUACAAGUGCUCAUAUUGUGACAAGAGUUUCACUCAGUCUGGACACUUGAAAUCACACGAGCGACUUCAUACUGGAGAGAAGCCAUACUACUGUACUGAGUGUGAGAAAAGUUUCAAAGAUGCAGCAAAUCUCAGUGUUCAUCUGCACAUGCACUCUGGAGAAAAAACAUUUAACUGUGAUCAGUGUGGGAAAGAUUUUAAUUCAUCAUCAUAUCUCAAAAAACACCUGAGAGUUCAUUCAGAUGAGAAGCCUCACAUGUGUUCUUUCUGUGGAAAGAGUUUUUCAAGACUGGAAAGUUGUAAACGGCACCAGAAAACACAUAAUGAUGUGCGAGAUCAUGUGUGCUGUGACUGUGGGAAGAGAUUUGCUACAUCUGGUGAACUGAAACGACACCAAAGAAUUCAUACGGGAGACAAACCUCACAAGUGCUCAUAUUGUGACAAGAGUUUCACUCAGUCUGGAACCCUGAAAACACACGAGCGAGUUCAUACUGGAGAGAAGCCGUACGACUGCACUCAGUGUGAGAAGAGUUUUAGACAUUUACCAAGCUUUCUCACACAUAUGAAAAAAUGUCGUGAGCACCAUUUGUUUUCAUGUAAAAUGCCUCAUAAGUAAACAGUGUGCGAUAAAAUAUGGUGUUUUUCCAAAAAGUUUAACUUGUUUAAUUUUGUUAGUUUGGUGAAAACUAGAAAGGCUUAAGAGUUGAAGCUUCACCGGUGAACAACUCUUAGUGUAAAUAAAAUAAUUUUAGCUGAUUUUUUCUGUCAGGGUGAAUUGUGUGCUAAAUAGGUCUUAUUUUAAUUAAAUAUAUUUAUGUAAUUUAAUUGUUUACUAAGUGUAAUAUAUUGUGUUCUGAUAGUUCAUGCAAUUAUUAGAAAUAAAACAGAAACAACAUCUUGUGUUGAUUGAUCUAUUUAAUGAACACGACUAAUGAGUUAUAUAGUUUUAAUCACAUUAAUGAUCUUUUCAUCAUUCUAUCUUAAUACUGUUAUAAAUAAGUUUGGGAUGUACAGUAUUAUUGUCAAGCAAAUGAUCAGGUCUUGUAUCAUACAAAGAGGCUGGAGUUCAUUUUUAUCCUUCAUUAUUGACUGCUUAAGAUCAAUAAAGUACCAACGCUUCAGUUUACCAGA
This is a messenger RNA of Rhinichthys klamathensis goyatoka, 1704 nucleotides long. Its product is annotated as zinc finger protein 239-like. The record is from RefSeq and is a predicted model, not a curated record. The coding region runs from base 65 to 1189 and encodes 374 amino acids. NCBI's taxonomy places the organism in Eukaryota, Metazoa, Chordata, Actinopteri, Cypriniformes, Leuciscidae. The transcript has 2 exons. Gene Ontology annotation, biological process: regulation of immune system process; regulation of cytokine production; negative regulation of transcription by RNA polymerase II.